AUGGUUGUCGCCCCAUUGCCGCCGCUGGCUCUCUACGGUCUCACCAUCAUUGCGCGAUCUGUGUCCUGUCCGUUAUUGCCGGGAAUACGGCAGCCUUACCGCCCUACUGGAGGGAGAGGCUCGGCGCGGCCAGGUGGUGGGGCGAGAGACGAGUGGGGGUCCCUCAUGUCCGAGAGAGUCACGGCCGUGGAGGGAGGUCGCUGGUCUGAGAGCGUGUCCGCGGCCAAGGGCACCUUCAAGAAGCUCUUCACCGUCGGCCGGAAAAGCGACAACCGACGGAAGCGAGUUAACGGUGGCCGUGGUAGCGGCAGGGGCAGAGGUGGCGGCCGCAGCCGGGGAGGGGGCGGGCGGUAUCCUCUGGGGGCUCGCGACCCGGGUCGCGGAGGAAGGGGGUACCCUCAAGGGAGAGGUUCAUCGUACGGAGCCUCCCCGGGAAGCAUUGGGGAUGGAGGCUGGAACAGCGGGGGUAGGGGUUCCGGUUAUGGGCAGGGCAUUGGGGAGUGGGGGGGUGUACAGGCCGCGGGCGGGGUGAACCAGGGAGAUUCGUGGCAGACAAACUCCCAAGAGUUGCGAGACGGCGAGGGAGGGGUACAACGGCAGGGGGUGGCCUGGGACGCGGCUGGGAGCGGUAGUGAUGGUGUUGGUGGUGGUGGCGUUGGACCCCCGUCUCCGAUACCCGAAGAAGUUGCACCGCCGCCUCCGCCGCCAAAACCGUUCCAAGGGCAGAUGCCACCGCCCGCGGAAGGGUAUUCGCCGUCUCCGCUGGGGUCGUCGGGGGCGGCGCAUUCGAGCCCUGCUGCCCCUGCGGCUGGGGCGACGAUGGGUGGGUUGGAUCCGAGGGAGAUCGAGGCGUUCUACGCGGCGCAGAAGGAGUACGGUGCGGACAGCGGGCCGGCGGCUGGCGAUGCCCAACCACGCAAGAGGGUGGGUCGGGGGCGUCGAGGGAAAGACAUCCCAAAGGAGGACCUGACAGCCAUGGGGCUCAACUACGGCGAGGCUGACAGAGAGCCGGUGAGGGAGCGAUCCCCCCGGCGUCGUGGACGUCGCCGCUGGUUCGGGUUCGCGAAGGGGAGCCGCGUCAGGCGUGAGGUGCUGGGCGGCAGGGUGUCGGUGGACUCGAUGAAGCUCAAGUAUGAGGAGGGCUGGAAUGUCGAGACGGAAGGAGAAGGCGUGUUUGCCGCCGUCAAGAGCGUGGCAGGGCGUUCGAUUUCUCGGAUGACGUCCCCCAGCAAGGCUGUAACCUCCAUGACCCCGGUGGCCUGCGUGAGGUUGCUGGCGAGAGCGGGAGGGGUUAUCCCCCUGUUGCUGUGGUGGGCGUUUUCUGUCAUGAGGGGGGUGCUUCCUGUGGUGAUGUCGUGGCUGGUGUCUAGGUUAAUGCACCAGCUAGCCGAUUUCUCCGCGGGCCGUUACACGUUAUCGACGUCCCAAUACCGAGAGUGCCGGUCAGCGUGCUUCAAGCUGCUCGGGCAGCAGGCGGGAGCAGGGCUAUCGCUGGCCGUCGCCGCUGGGGUGGUGAGGGGGUGGCUGAGACCGAGGGCGCGGGAGCGAUCAGCCGCUUUGUGCCGCCGUGCAUUGGCGGGCGUGUCUGUGGCGGGAGGUAUCGACCAACCACCGCCCUCGGAAUUCCGCGAGCUUAGCCUUGCCCCCUGGAGCUACAUGCAGCAAGUGAUGGAGCUCUCGAGGGACGUGGCCGGUGUGGCGGCGGUGGUGGCUGUGCUGCAAACGGUGUGGCCGUUUCGUGGACCAGUGACCCUUGGCGGAGGUGCGACGGUUCUGCUUUUGCUAGAGGGCAUCCGCACGUUGUUGGCGACCGAGGACCCUGGCGCCGCAGAAGUCCGUGGUAGUGGUAGCGAUGUUGCUGAGCCGUCGGGAGGCAUCCCCGGCGGUGCUAGUGGCGGUGCAGUCGCUAGCGCCGAGGCUGAAGCGCGCGGCCUUAGACAGGUUUUGCUUUCAAAAUAUUCUGCUGUACUGGAGGCGGCGGAACACCAGGAGGGUCGAAAAUCACGAAUCAUCACCACCCGCAGCGUUGUCAGGGGGUCCGUGACAUGGCUCGUGAUGGCUGCCUUCGCGGUAUAUGCCCUGGUUUCCGUUGUGGAAGAAGAGUUGGCGUUCCAGUUCGGCACUGCUCGAGUCACCCUGGUCAUCACCCAGGUGUGGCUAGCAUACGCGAGUCUCCAGGGUGCUCUCAGUGGCCUCGGCCAGGUGGCGAGGUUGAGGCCUACCGCGGCAAGGAUGCAGGCGAUCGCCCUGGCAUGGCCUGAAAACAGCGGCGGUGAGAAAGACACCGGGCUAGGAACUGAGGGGGGCUGGUCGAACGAUGGCCCCGAAGCUGAUGAUGGGCUAAGGCUACUCGGGGUGUCCUUUAGACCGAGCGGCAGAACACGGCAGGCCCUCUCUUCCGUGGAUCUGCACGCUCCGGCAGGGUCGGUGGUGGCAGUGCUUGGCGGGGCGGGCGCGGGGAAGACGGCGCUUCUCCAGCUUGCGUUGGGGUUAAUGAAGGCGGACGAGGGAGAGGCCAUGUUCCAAGGACGACCGCUGCAGGAGUGGGAGACUGGAGCUUACCGAGAACGGGUCGCCUGGCUCAGCCAGGCAAGUAUCUGGCCGUUUCGGCCUAACGGCGGGCGAGAACAUCGGGGCUGGCGACCCCUCAGAGUUUUCUAACCGAGAGCUAUGGGCGAGAGCGGCAGGUCUUAGCGGCGCCAACACCGCGAUAGAGUCCUUGCCGCUGGGGUACGAUACUCUGCUAGAGGAUGGGGGAGGGCCGGCGGCGGCAGCGGGGGGUUUGGGGUCUGGACUGUCUGAAGGGGAAUGGCAGCGGUUGCAGCUGGCGCGUUUCUUGAUGCGAGCCGAUAUAGCCAAGCUGUUGUUACUCGAUGAGCCUUUCAAAGGGGUUAGCCCCUCCGAAGCCUCUAGAAUGCUGGCGGCACUGGGCGCGCAAGCCCGAGCAACUGGCCAGGUUGUGGUAGUGGCGAGCCAGGAUCUUUCCCUUGGGAGAUGGGCCGACGCCACCGUGUAUUUGGAGGACGGGAGCGUGUCGGAGUCGGGUCGGUGGGAUGACUUGCUGGCAAGCGGUGGCCCCUUUGCGACGGCCGUUCGAGAACACGACGCCUUCUGACCUAACCUAACCUAAUGUAACCGGUAGGGAGUUUGGCGUUUGGCCUAUUCAAGUGCUGCUGUUUUGGUCUUGCCAAACGCUUGGGUGUGGAGUUGUAGAUGAGUGGAGCGCGCGCGGCGGUGUAAUUCGCAAGGGUUAUGGUGGCGGCAAGGGCCUUGGUUGUUUCUUAUUUGGCUCUGCUUAUCCUGCAGCAGCUUGCGCGGUUUCACGCAGGCAGCCACAAUCAUUCGGUUGGCAUGCACCGACGGCAGCAUACUUUGGUGUUCGUUGGAGGCACAAGCAUACUGUUGGAACACUGGGUGUGUGUGUGGUGCCCGCCCGUCUUGGCUGACGGUACAAUAGUCGUGGAAUCCUCUCUCUGUUGCUGUGCAAACCAAUGGAAACAUUGACAAUUUGGUGUGUCGGUUACUUUCCGUGUCGCGUGUCCCGAAGUUUGCUAUGCGGCUGUAGCCUCUAAGUAAGUUAGAGCUGCUGCGUGCUUAGAGCCAUUGAAAGCACCGAAAGAGCGUCGAACCGAAAACACACACACAAUCAAGCAAGGACCACACGCCAUGUCUCGUCCUAAUGCCAAUGAAUCAGUUCGUUGAACAACACGAUAAGGCAUGUUUUGCAG
Molecule: messenger RNA, 3728 nt
Organism: Ectocarpus sp. CCAP 1310/34
Lineage: Eukaryota; Phaeophyceae; Ectocarpales; Ectocarpaceae
Source: the annotation of a GenBank genome assembly